AUGGUGGAAUAUACCAAAGAACAGGAAACGAUUGUGCGCAAGGUAUUGUCGUAUAAAUCACAUCAAUAUUAUGAAAUCUUAUCUGUUGAGAAAACUGCCACCGAGGGAGAUAUCAAGAAGUCAUACCGUAAAUUGGCCAUCAAACUUCACCCAGACAAGAACCCUCACCCAAGAUCAUCAGAAGCAUUUAAACUCUUGAACAAAGCAUGGGGUGUUUUAAGUGACCCUUCUAAGAAAUCUAUAUAUGAUCAAACAGGUGUAGAUCCUGACUCAAGGGGCGCGGCAGCUGCUUCAGGAUUUUCAGGAGGCAGUAGAGCUGGCUCUAGUCCUUUUGCAGGUGGAAACUUUGGUGGUAUGCAUCGUGGUGGACCUGAAGAUGACUUGUUCAAUAUGUUCUUUGGUGGUGGACAAGGUCAAACAUUCUCAUUUGGUGGGAAUGGGUUUACAUUUCAAAAUUUCGGUGGUGGCGAUCAUCCUUUUUUCCAAACAAAUAUGCAUCAAAGACGAGCCCAACCACGUGCACGUCAAGGAAGAACACAACAAGCUGAAGAGGAAGGUAUGUCGCUGCUUUUAGGGCAAAUAUUACCUUUACUUCUUAUGUUGUGUAUUCCUAUCCUCUCAGCUGUAUUCUCCAAUGGAAAUGCACGUCCAGAAUACUCAUUUGUAUCAACGAAGGAAUUUACUACCCCAAGAUACACACCAAACCACAACAUUCCAUUUUAUGUAUCUAACGAUUUCACAAAGAAACAGAAAAGGAGUGCAAGUGAAUUACGUAAUUUUGAUCUGAAAGUCGAAAAUGUGUAUAUACAAGAGAGAAGAUCCAAAUGUUCAAAGGAACAAAUCAUGAAGAAUGAAUUGAUUGAAGAGGCACAAGGUUGGUUCUACACAGAUCAAGAAAAGUUGGAUAGGGCUCAAAAUAUGCCAAUGCCAAACUGUCGGGCUUUAAGAAAGAUGAAUUUGAUUUAA
This is a messenger RNA of [Candida] anglica, 966 nucleotides long. The record is from the annotation of a GenBank genome assembly. NCBI's taxonomy places the organism in Eukaryota, Fungi, Ascomycota, Pichiomycetes, Serinales, Debaryomycetaceae.